AUGCAACCCAAUUUGAUCUCACAACGCGAUCUCCUUGGAUGCAUACAGUGUUGGUCUGGAGUUGGGAAGUGCAUCAUUGCAUCUGACUCUCCAUCUCGAUACGAAUUCGCUGUGGCGCGAGAAUUCUUCCAAGAACUGGGGAGUCCGUUUCAUGUCGUCGUUGCCUUGAAAGCCGCUGAUGAGGGGAAUCUUCUGCGGCCAAAAUAUAUCGAUAAAGCAAUAGAAAUUGAGGAUUUUCUUCAGUAUAAGCUGAAAGUAGAACAUGAGGGAAAGAAGUAUUCUUAUUCGGAUUUUUGUGGGACGCAGUGUGAAACUAGUGACGCGGUGAGUAUAUUCCUGACAAUGUUUCGUGAUCAGCAGACGAAAGGCAAAAAGCAUGUAAAGUUGACGUAUCCGUCGAUGGACGUGUUUGGUCAUCGUGUUUAUUUGGCCAACAACAUCUUUAUGAGCUUGGAAGAGCCGAAAACAGGUAGAAACUCUGUUACUAAACUCUAUAACAAGAAUGGACAUCUUCCGAAAAUUCCGGCAACAUCCUCUAAAGAGUGUUCGAUGUGA
This is a messenger RNA of Cooperia oncophora, 555 nucleotides long. NCBI's taxonomy places the organism in Eukaryota, Metazoa, Nematoda, Chromadorea, Rhabditida, Trichostrongylidae. The record is from the annotation of a GenBank genome assembly.